Molecule: messenger RNA, 3955 nt
Organism: Lethenteron reissneri (Far Eastern brook lamprey)
Lineage: Eukaryota; Metazoa; Chordata; Hyperoartia; Petromyzontiformes; Petromyzontidae
Gene: RBP3
Product: retinol binding protein 3
Biological process (GO): proteolysis
Molecular function (GO): serine-type peptidase activity
Source: RefSeq, a predicted model, not a curated record
CACUUUGCUCAGACACCACGGCCGCUGCCUUUGACAGAGGCCACCACCACCACCAUGGCCGGCUCGCGUGAGCAGCGCACCGCGUUCCCCACGCGCCUUCUGCUGCUGUUGCUGCUGCCGCUCGCCACGUGCCACAGCCAAGCGCAGUAUAAGUUCGACACCGCCGUGGUGCUGCACCUGGCCAAGGUGCUGCUGGACAACUACUGCAUCCCCGAGAACCUGGUGGGCAUGGACGAAGCCAUACAGCGAGCGGUGGACAACGGGGAACUCCUCGGCGUCUCCGACCCCGAGAGCGCCGCGUCGGCGCUCACCGAGGGGAUCCAGGGGGCCCUCAAUGACCCCAGGAUCGCGGUGAGCUACGUGCCAGACGUGGACGACGACGGCGACCGGGAGGAGGGUGACGCGGAGGGAUGGGACGCUGGUGAGCAGCACCGCCCCACUACCUUCGAGGAGCUACUAGCCACCAUCCCGCAAAAGACGAGCUUCGCGGUGCUGGACGGAAACGUGGGCUACCUGAGAGCCGACGAGAUCAUAAGCGAGGCGACCAUCAAGAAGCUGGGCCCCGUCAUCGUCCAGAGGAUUUGGAACCGGCUGGUGGACACGGACACAUUCGUGCUGGACCUCAGAUACAACUCGCACGGCGACAUCACGGGCCUGCCCUACCUGGUGUCCUGCUUCUGCGAGCCCAGGCCCGUGCUGCACCUGGACACGGUCUACUACCGGCCCACGAACGAGAGCAAGGAGAUCUGGUCCCUGCCGGACCUCCAGGGGGCCCGCUUCGCCAAGCACAAGGACGUGUUCGUGCUCGUGAGCGCGAACACCGAGGGAGUCGCCGAGAACGUGGCCUACGUGCUCAAACACCUCCACCGGGCCACCGUGAUCGGCGAGCAGACGGCCGGAGGCUCCCUCGAGGUGGAGCGCUUCCGCCUGGGCGACUCUCGAUUCUUCGUCACCGUGCCCACGGCGAGGUCCCAGAGCCCGCUGACGGGCCGCAGCUGGGAGCUGACGGGCGUCUUCCCGUGCGUGAGCGCGCCCUCCGAGCGGGCCCUGGACAAGGCCCUGGAGAUCCUGAACGCUCGCGGCGUGGCCCGCAAGGCCGUCGAGGCGGCGGGCGAACUCCUGCUCAGCUCCUACACGUUCGUGGAGCGCGCCUCGGCCAUAGCGGACCACCUCUCGUGGUCCGAGUACGGCUCCGUGGUGUCCGUGGAGGACCUGACGUCGAAGCUCACCCAGGACCUGCAGUCGGUGGCCGAGGACCCGCGUCUCGUCGUGAGCAACCGCGAGCCCGAGUGGCCCCCGCUGGCGCAGCCGAUCCCCCCGGGCCCACCCGCGCCGCUGCCGGACGACGAGCAGAUGCUAGAGGCCAUCGUGGACAGCGUGUUCAAGGUGGAGGUCCUGGAGGGGAACAUCGGCUACCUCCGCUUCGACGAGUUCGGGGACGCGUCGGCCGUGAUGAAGCUCAGAAAGCAGCUGGUCUCCAAGGUGUGGGAGCGCAUCCAGCCCACAGACAACGUGAUCAUAGACCUCCGCUACAACCUCGGGGGUUCUUCCACCGCCAUCCCCAUCGUGCUCAGCUACUUCCAGGAUACGUCGCCGCCCGUGCACUUCUACACGGUGUACGACAGGCUGCGCAACGUCACCGCCGAGUUCCACACGGUGUCGAACCUCACCUCGCAGCUCUACGGCUCCAAGAAGGGCGUCUACCUCCUCACGAGCCAGCACACGGCCACGGCGGCCGAGGAGUUCACCUACCUCAUGCAGUCGCUCAACAGGGCCACCAUCGUGGGCGAGAUCACGUCGGGCAGGCUGGCACACAGCCUGGCGUUCCGACUCUCGGACACGGGCCUCUACAUGACCGUGCCCAUCAUCAACUUCAUCGACAACAACGACGAGUACUGGCUGGGUGGCGGCGUCGUGCCCGACGCAAUCGUGCUGGCCGAGAACGCGCUGGACGCGGCCAAGGAAAUCAUCGACUUCCACCCGAAAAUGGUGUCGCUGCUCGAGUUGGCCGGCUCGCUCGUGGAGGGCUACUACGCGAUGUUGAGCGACGGCGAGAACGCCACGGCCGAGAUCCUCCUCAAGUACCGCGAGGGAAAGUACCGCUCGGUGGUGGACUACGAGGCGCUUGCGUCGCAGCUCACCUCGGACCUGCACGAGAUCUGGGGCGACCACCGCCUGCACGCCUUCUACAGCGACCUGCAGAUCGAGCGCAUGGACGCGGACAAGACGCCGAGCGUGCCGUCUCCCGAGGAGCUCAGCGUGCUCAUCGACACCGUCUUCAAGGUGGACAUCCUCGCCAACAACGUCGGCUACCUGCGCUUCGACAUGAUGACCGACGCCGAGGUGCUGAAGCACGUGGGGCCUCAGCUGGUGGAGAAGGUGUGGAACAAGAUCUCCGGCACGCGCUCGCUCGUCAUCGACGUGCGCUACAACAUGGGCGGCUACUCGACGUCCAUCCCGAUCCUCUGCUCGUACUUCUUCGACGCGUCGCCUCCGCGCCAUCUCUACACGGUCUUCGACCGGCCCAGCAGGAGCAGCGCCGAGGUGUUCACGGUCCCGCGGGUGCUGGGCCAGCGCUACGGCGCCAGCAAGGACGUCUACAUCCUCACGAGCCACAUGACCGGCUCGGCCGGCGAGAUCCUCACGAGGGUCAUGAGCGACCUCAAGCGGGCCACGGUGAUCGGCGAGCCCACGACGGGCGGCUCGCUGUCCACGGGCACCUACCGCAUCGGGGACAGCCGCCUCUACGUCUUCAUCCCCAACCAGGCCGGCGUGAGCCCUUCGGGGGGCCGCACGUGGAGCGUGGCGGGCGUGGAGCCGCACGUGCAGACCAAGGCGUCCGAGGCGCUGCAGUCGGCCCUGCGCAUGGCGGCGUUGCGCGCUGACGCCCCGUCUAUCCUGCGCACGGCGGGAAAGCUGGUGGCCGACGGCUACUCGAGGGCGGAGGCCGCGCUCGGCGUCCCCAGCAAGCUGGCGGCGCUGCUCGCGGCCGGGGAGUACGGAGCCCUGAGGUCCGAGGAGGAGCUCGCCUUCAAGUUGACCGUGCACCUGCAGCUCAUCACGGGGGACCGCCACCUCAAGGCGGUGUGUGUGCCCGAGCAUGCCACGGACAGGAUGCCGGGCAUCGUGCCCAUGCAGAUGCCUCCAACCGAGUCGUUUGAGGACCUCAUCAAGUUCUCGUUCAUCACGGACGUGUUGGAGGGGAAGAUCGGCUACCUUCGCUUCGACCUAUUCAGCGACCUGGAGGCGCUCGAGCACGUGGCCCACCUGCUGGUGGAGCACGUGUGGAAGAAAAUCUGCGACACCGAGAUCCUCAUCAUCGACCUAAGGUACAAUGUAGGAGGUCCCAUCUCCUCCAUCCCCACACUCGCCUCCUAUCUGUUUGAUGAAGAUCAGCCGGUUCUGCUCGACAGCGUCUACACGAGACGGUCCAACACCACCCAGCAGAUGUGGACCAUCGCGAGAUUACCCGGCAAGCGCUACGGCUCGCGCAAGCCCGUGCUGGUGCUCACGAGUCGUCAGACCCUGGGCGCCGCCGAGGAGUUCGCGGCCGUGCUCAAGCGUCUGGGCCGCGCACUCCUCAUCGGCGAGACGACGGGCGUCGGCUGCCUGCCGGCACACACCUACCACGUGGACGGCACGCACCUCUACCUGGCCGUGCCGGGCCAGCGCUCGCUGCUGGCGCGCUGGGAGCGCACCGGCGUCUCCCCCCACGUUCCCGUGGCCCCCCAGGCCGCGCUGCUCAAGGCCAAGCAGUUGGCGCGGCACCGGCUGGCGGCAGCGCACCCCGCCACCACCGCCGCAGUGCCCCCCCUGAGCUUGUAGGCAAUGGUGGGAUGCAGUGGCGUGGUUGGGUUGGGUGGCGUGGGCUCCGGUGCAACAAGUGAAAAGAGAUUUAAAGCUUUCGUGACUGCAGGGAUUCAACUUCUUGGUUCUGUCGGUAAAGUCACGUAGA